ACUUUGAUCUUGUGAAUAAUAUAUAUUUGGUUGAGGAGAUCGUCAUGGGGUCGGAGACGUUUCUGGAGGUUGUGUUGGCCAUUCUUCUCCCACCUGUGGGUGUCUUCCUUCGCUAUGGAUGUGGGGUAGAGUUCUGGAUCGAUCUGCUGCUCACGCUAUUGGGAUACAUACCAGGCAUAAUAUAUGCUAUCUACGUCCUUGUUGGUUAAUUAAUUCACCAGUUUUCAGAUCUCUGCGUGCUUGUAUCUC
Messenger RNA from Nymphaea colorata (pocket water lily), 249 nucleotides. Its product is annotated as low temperature-induced protein lt101.2-like. Gene Ontology annotation, cellular component: membrane. The transcript is spliced from 2 exons. Lineage: Eukaryota; Viridiplantae; Streptophyta; Magnoliopsida; Nymphaeales; Nymphaeaceae. The coding region runs from base 45 to 209 and encodes 54 amino acids. The record is from RefSeq and is a predicted model, not a curated record.